AUGUCUUUAUAUCAAAGGAAGCGAAGGGUGACCAUCGUGGAGGAUGAAGAUUGGGGUGACGACGUUUCGAUAAUUCCAAGCAAUGACAAAGCAUCCGUAGGAACGAUCAUUUUGAAAAUUUGUCUUGGUCUCAUUUUCAUCGGUUCUGCAACUGGUGCCAUUGUUUACUCAGUGAUCAAUUCGGAGGAAAGCCAACGCCAACCAGCUGAUCAAAAUGCAACUCUCUAUUUUCCAUACAAUAUCGACCAACAAUGUUUCAAUGGAACUCUCACAAUGAUGUACAGGAAAGGCUUACAAAAUGGUCAGCAGCAGUACACGUACACAUCAUACGGCACUGAUUGGGUCCAGGAUGCGACCAAAAAGCGACUUUAUCAUCGCGUUGGCCUCACAACUACCGAUUGGCAAUAUUCCUACUAUGUUUUCGACAAUCUAACAUUUUUUCAAACAAAGGUGCGAUGUACGAAAAUGGAUCAGGGCUACGAUGAAUUCAUUGAGAGCAUGGGUCUCACCUACAUAAGGAAGCAACGAGACGAGCAAGUAUCUCUUAAUGGUCAUUACAAGGAGGUGAUUGUCUAUGAAGGCGAACCACCAGACGACGUGAACAUAAAUGGUAAACAUCCAUCGCUGAUUCGAGGCUAUUCCUCUGAGCAAAGAAAUGUGACAUACGGAUGGGAGCUUUAUUUUCCGCACAGUGCGAACUUUUCGCUUUACAAACAGGAGUACUGGUAUCCAUCGAUGAAGAGUGUAAAGCCAAAUUGGGAUAUUUUCAACGACAUUCCCAAUUCGUGUCUUCAAUCAUAA
This is a messenger RNA of Strongylus vulgaris, 801 nucleotides long. The record is from the annotation of a GenBank genome assembly. Lineage: Eukaryota; Metazoa; Nematoda; Chromadorea; Rhabditida; Strongylidae.